Hippopotamus amphibius kiboko is the source of this 541-nucleotide messenger RNA. RefSeq names its product musculoskeletal, embryonic nuclear protein 1 (gene MUSTN1). The coding region runs from base 87 to 335 and encodes 82 amino acids. Gene Ontology annotation, cellular component: nucleus. The record is from RefSeq and is a predicted model, not a curated record. Gene Ontology annotation, biological process: tissue regeneration; chondrocyte proliferation; chondrocyte differentiation. The transcript has 3 exons. Lineage: Eukaryota; Metazoa; Chordata; Mammalia; Artiodactyla; Hippopotamidae.
CUAUAUAAGCCCCAGAGGGCCAGGCGCUGCUCAGAUCUCUUCCACAGCCACUGCCUGCCAGGGAGCAGCUCCUCACAGCACCCACCAUGUCCCAGGCUGGGGCUGAAGAGGCCCCCAUCAAGAAGAAGCGCCCCCCUGUGAAGGAGGAGGACCUAAAGGGGGCCCGAGGGAACCUGACCAAGAACCAGGAGAUCAAAUCCAAGACCUACCAGGUCAUGCGGGAGUGUGAGCAAGCUGGUUCUGCCGCCCCGUCAGUGUUCAGCCGCACCCGCACUGGCACGGAGACCGUUUUUGAGAAGCCCAAAGCCGGACCCGCCAAGAGUGUCUUCGGCUGAGACGUGCACGCCACCUCCCUCACCACCAGCAACACCUGGACACAGGAGCCUUUCCCAAGAACUCUUUUUUUAUGCCAGAAUGUAUCUUCUCCCCUGCCACCUCUGGAACUGCCACCCCUCCCCCACAGCCCUGGCCCGUAAGCCCAGGGGCGCUGCACCAACACCUGGGAAACACCAAUAAAGAGGAUGCCCACGUGGCCCCAGCA